This is a messenger RNA of Penicillium atrosanguineum, 288 nucleotides long. RefSeq lists its product as uncharacterized. The transcript has 2 exons. The record is from RefSeq and is a predicted model, not a curated record. The coding region runs from base 1 to 288 and encodes 95 amino acids. Lineage: Eukaryota; Fungi; Ascomycota; Eurotiomycetes; Eurotiales; Aspergillaceae.
AUGCUCGUGCUUGUGGAUGUCGAGGAUUCACCUGUUGUUGUGAGCAUCUUGUACUUCCAGUCCAAUGUCCGGUAUGAUGUUGGUGGUCGCGAUUUGGUUCUCCUGACCGAAGUUCAGAAGUGCACUGGAGUUGGAUGCGUCUAUGGCUCGUUGUUCUUCCACAAACAAAAGAAGAUGCAGUACCAGUUUACUCAAGUCGGACGAGUGCAGCAAAGCGCUGUUCGAAGUCCAGUUCAUGGAGAAAACCUCGUUCAAACUGAGCGGCUGUGGUGUAUCUGGCUGAUGUGA